Periconia digitata is the source of this 704-nucleotide messenger RNA. NCBI's taxonomy places the organism in Eukaryota, Fungi, Ascomycota, Dothideomycetes, Pleosporales, Periconiaceae. The record is from the annotation of a GenBank genome assembly.
CGCAACAUCGGUAUGGGGCGGACUCAUGGUUUAGCCCUCAUCCUUCGGCAAUCAUCCCGACAGUUUGCUACUUGCACCAGGUUUUACAUAGAAGGAUUGGUUGUUAGAAAGCAAACACCUACAUGCCGCUUUCCAAGUUGCACGUGGGAUUUGCUCACUUGUGGCAAGCAAACGAUCAACUGGUGUUACUGAGGUAACCGCGUCCCAAUGCGGUUAGUCAAUUGGUAGGCAGGCAAGUCCAGAGCUUCUUGACUUUCCCCACCAGCAACAACAACAUCGCCGCUACUCACCUUUACUUGCCCAUUCGAAUCCGUGCGCUUUUCUUCGGAAACCUUCAGCGUAUUACCAAAUCACGGCUAUACACAUCCAAUCCUCCAUUCACCAUGUCCGCUCAACCUGAAGACCACCAGAUGGAGGGCGUCGAAGCUGGUGUUACCGACAAGGGCAAGGGCAAGGCCCCAGCUGAGAACGUGGAGGAGUCCGCCGAGGAUGACUCCAGCGAUGAGUCUGGUCCCGAGGAUCAGGGCGCCGAGGACAUCGAAGAGGACACCAUGGCCGAGAUCGACACCGACAACAUCGUUGGCAGGCGCACGCGCGGCAAGAACAUCGACUUCGCCAAGGCUGCUCAGGAACUCGGCGAGGACGAGGACGAGGACGACGAUGAGGACUUCAAGGAGGCAGAAGACGAUGAGAUGAAGGACUAG